AUUAGUAAUUGUGGAUUCUCCAGGCAUCGGUGAAAGUGAGGUUAUGGAUUCUGUGAUUGGAAACUUUGUUUCCACCAAUGAAAUUAUGGGAUUUAUUUACCUCAUCAAAUCAGACAGCGCAGGAGGUGUUGAUGAGGAUAAGCUGGGUGCUCUCUUACGCCUUAUUUUGGAAAAUCAGAAAAAGAUCUCAAACCAGUCAGGCUUGCCGUUUGAUCCCAGUUGUGCCAUCUUCAUUUGCAACCUUUGGGAUCUUGUAAACAAAGAAGAACAGCCAAAGGUGUUUGACUACGCAUGCUCACGUCUCCAUAAAUACUGGACAAAUCUCUCACGGUCACAAGUUUUGCGAUUUUCUGCAAAGAAAGCAAAUAGAGAGCUCUCCGUCAGCAGGAAAUUUAUAACAGACGAUUAUAUGAAAUUGUUGAUGGCAAUUCAAGAACUGCACUCUAAAGCGAUGGAAAGAAGAAUUCACUCAACAUUUAAGUGGAUAGACAGAUUAUUAACAAGAGGGAUUCAUCACAGUAAGACAAUAGUCAGACAAGUAAACAGCGAUGAAAAUCUGGGGAAUGAAAAGAUUCAAGAACUAUCUCAAAAAUUAGAAAUUUUGAAAAACAAUUCCAACUCCAUUGUGACCAAUCUCAGAUCAAAAGUAGAUGAAACUGCGACGGAGAUUUGCAAAAACUAUCGCGAAUAUUUACAAUUACCCCAAACACGAUCGCGAAUCACUAAUUGGAUUGAAUCAGAAAUACCAAAAUCAGAAUCUUGGGAGGAGAUCAAAGAACAAAUUGAAGACAUUACAGCAGAUCGAAUUUCUCUCGAGCUGAAGGAAUGGGAUGAAGAGAAAAAUUGGGUUAAAGGGCUUGAAGAUGAACUUUAUCAAGAGGUCAAGGAGGAAUUUCGUGGACUGGAAAACCAAAUCGGGAUGAUUGAACAAGACAUAAGCAUAUCAAGGAGCUCCAAUGAUAAUGAAGACUUACGUUCAACCCUUGGUCAUAGGAAAAGUAAACUCACUCUCAGAAGAAUGUCUACACUAAGUUUAAGUAGUAUGAAUGUAUACUUAUCUUCUACUUCCUCACAAAGCGCGGAGGAAGAAUUGAUGCCUUUGAAUGUAUCUGUCCUUGCAAGAUACAUCUCUCCAAUCAAGAAUAUAGCCCGUAAUUUCAAAAUGAAGUUUCGCGGAUCAAUUAUCUAUGAUUCGGUGGUUGUUAGCAGAAAGAUGCAGGCAUUCAAGGAUCAUCCGACUAAGAUAGCUCGCAAGAAAUCUGAAAGGUUUUUGAAGAUGUGCGUGGACGAAAAAAAUGACAUUUUGUUUGAUUUUAUUCAAGCAUUGUUAGAAAGACCAUGUCAAUUUCUGCAGAUACUAGAAAUGAAAGUUCCGUCCGUCAUAAAAGCAAAUCAAGAGGCUCUGGAUCAUAUAAUCCACUGUCGGUCUGAUUCCAUUGAAUCUCGCGAGACUUACAUUAAGAUGAUGACAGACUUCGAGAAACUGCGAGAGAAGUUGAGAGAAUACGGGAUAGGGUACAUUUUUGUUGCAGAUUACAAUGUGAAUGAGCUUCGUGUGAAAGAUCACUCCUGUAAAACUGGUCAUAAAUCUUUCAAGUCAUCUGAUGUGGCAAGAACCGUCAGCUCUGCAACAAUUGUAAAAGAACCUGGAGAAGAACUAGAACGUGGUCUUUGGACUGGAUUUCAGAACGGAUACCAUAUGAAUAAGGAUGGAGAACAGCAUAGUAUUUUUAUCCGUGUGUACCUUCCAAGCUCAGGGGUGACUGAAGUGCACUCAGAGAUAGCUAGGUUGAGGUCCUUACAAAAUCAACAUGUUGCUGAAUUUCUCGGGAUUUCACAUUCGGAUGCACCGAUUCCAGCCCUUAUAUAUGACGGUCAUCUGACAUCUGUCAAUGAUUACCUUAAGCACAAUCCUUUAGAAAGAGAUGUGCAUGCCAAGAGGAUAAUUUAUGAAGUGGUUGAGGGAUUGAUCUACUUACAUGAAAGAGAUAUGGUUCAUAUGGAACUUACAUCUAAUACAGUUACAGUUUCAAGGGAGAAACUCGCGAAUGGAAAAGUAAAACUUAGCUGGGCUUGUCUACCUAGAAAAGCCAUGCUGCCACUCGACAAGGAACACGUUCAAGCUCAGGAGUUUGUGUACCUCUCUAAGGACGUCCUUAGAGGAGAGACAUACACGGCAAAAGAUGAUGUGUACUCCUUUGGCUUAUUUAUGUUUGAGUUAAAUUUAAUCCUUCGAGCUUUCGAGGUUCAAAGGUCGAUGAAGCUUUCGGAGUUCAUUCUUGGAGUUGACGCUACCUCUAUGUUGAAUCUCGAGCAAAGUUUGGUGAAGAUUGAUGAAAUGACCAAAGAUUUGAUUAUGCGCAGUUUGCACAAUAAUGCUGAAAUUAGACCAAGUAUUUCAGAUUUCUUAGUUAUUUUUUCGAUGGAUCACCAAAAGCAUGGCAGACGGAGAAUGCGAGGAAGUUCGUUCAAUUUCAGUCAAGAAACCUUACCAGAAUAG
Messenger RNA from Saccostrea echinata, 2500 nucleotides. RefSeq lists its product as uncharacterized. The transcript is spliced from 5 exons. The record is from RefSeq and is a predicted model, not a curated record. Bases 44 to 2500 code for a protein of 818 amino acids. Gene Ontology annotation, molecular function: protein kinase activity; ATP binding. Gene Ontology annotation, biological process: protein phosphorylation. Lineage: Eukaryota; Metazoa; Mollusca; Bivalvia; Ostreida; Ostreidae.